This is a messenger RNA of Fusarium verticillioides 7600, 1016 nucleotides long. RefSeq lists its product as hypothetical. Lineage: Eukaryota; Fungi; Ascomycota; Sordariomycetes; Hypocreales; Nectriaceae. Bases 12 to 920 code for a protein of 302 amino acids. The record is from RefSeq and is a predicted model, not a curated record. The transcript has 3 exons.
GAGAGACUUCAAUGAAGCCUGAGUCAAACCUCAGUUGUCAUACGGCGACAAUGGCUGCUCUAAAAACUCGCCUUGGCUUCGCAAACACCACCCCAUUCUCUCUAUUCUGCAUCUUCGGUGGUCUGCUAUUUCUCUUCUCGACCCUUCAACUUCCAUACAUCAACAUCGAUGGUGUAUUCUGCGCAAAGGGAAAUCCCUGGUCAGUGCCUGGAGAAUGUUACGUGUUUCAGAAACCAGGCCUUAUGCGGUCUGGCAUGCUGUUACACCUGGUGACGUUCUUACCCGCGGGUGCUCUUGUGUGUUUCCAGUUCAUACCGGCUCUUCGAAGACCCGAAUACAUCAAGUUCCACCGCUUGAACGGAUACAUCGUUUUGGUCCUCUCGGCAGUGGGAACGGUGGCGGCGUUGAUUAUUGAGAGUGAAGCUAUGGGCGGCAUACUCUCAAACAGAAUAGGAACAUGGACUCUUUCGACGUUAGUUACUACUGCGAUGGUGAAGGGUUAUGUUAGUAUCAAGAAGAAAGAGAUUGAGAAGCAUCGCGCUUGGAUGCUCAGGGCCUGGUUUUGGGCAACAUCAAUCAUCACCAUGAGAGUCAUACUCGUAUCCCUAGCUCACAUUAUAGGCCACCCUUCUCGAUCGAUCACCAUGAGCAUGCCAUGCGCAGUCAUCGAGUACUUACACGAAAGUUUCCCUGGAACGAGCCAGAACCCAUAUCCAAGUUGCGCCGCAUACGCCUCAGGCGAGAUUCCGUUGCAAGAAGCACUUGUGACGACGAAUUGGGAUUUGAAUGAUUUGCCUGGUAUCACGGCUGCUUUAAGAGUGGGGUAUGCUGUUGGAGGUUGGUUAGGUUUUCUUAUCAAUGCUACUGGGAUAGAAAUCUAUAUACGGAAGACUGCACCUGCUCGAAAACUGAAAGUUUAAUGGAACGUUAGAGAUAUUGGUCUUUACAGUAACUAGAAAAAAAUGUAUGUAUGACUUUAAAGUAUCAAAAUAUAACUCGAAAGUAAGGUUCGGAAA